GUGAGCUCGGCAGACAGAUAGAUGAGGAAGCAUGGAUGGAUAAUUUUCCGCUUUUUCAGCAUUUCUAAAGGAAGAUUGGAGCUAAAACAGGAGCUGGACUAUCAUCACUGAUCGUGGAUACCAUCUUCUGUCGCACGGAUCCUAAAGCAUCAUGUGAACUGCAAUCUGACCUUUUAACCUUUUAGCUUGGAAUCAGAGAAGACGGGAGAAAGGCACAUAUUAUCAGAUGCCGCAUAUCAUUUUUAGUACCUUCCGUAUUGCACUGCGCUCCAAGACAUGAUGGAUUUCUUCUUCCGUCAUCGGCGGAAAAAACCGAAGCAUCCCGCUGCGGCGCGUCAGCCCGGCCCUGCUCUUCAGACCAGUAAAGCCAGGAGGCGCUCUAGUGCUGGUUUGCCCUCUGUGGCGUUAGUACAGUCCAGACGCUCCUCUGUUGGUUUACCUCCCGUCUGUGCAGACCAGCGCAGGCGCCCCAGUGUCGGCUUGCUGGUGGCUAGUGGACAGAAGCGACUGUCCAUAAUAGAGGUAGGGUUAACAAACACAGGUGACGCAGAUGGAGAAUCUGGAAGAGGAACUGGGAGAGCAGAUGGAGUCAUCAAGAGAGGAAGAAGGGGAUUUCAAUACAAACCUCAUCAUGCUCGUGGCGCCUCUGGCUCUGCCCCCUGCAUCCAUCGUGGGAUGGCAAUGCGAUAUCGACGUCCUUCUAAAGUCAAAUCUAUUGAAUCUCAUUUACUCGGAUCUUCUAUGUUACUCGCGAGUGUGGUCCAGAUGGGCAGAGUGAAAGACAAGGAGGAUGAAGAGGAGGGACGAGACGUCUCUUCCUGUUCUGAGUCAGAUAUAGAGGAUGAAGAGGGGGAGAACAGAAACGGAGGAACUCGAGAUGUGAGCUUUAGGCUUACAAAUCAUCACUUAACCCAGGCAAUCAUUAUGGGAAACAUUACACCCCGCCCCUUGCUUCGCCCUCCUCGCUGUCUGAGACGAAACUCCUCCCACAUCCUCCCGGCGGACUCUGUGUUUCAGAGCGGUGAGACGGGUUAUGGAGUUUAUGGUCGGCAUGAUCGGCGAAGGUUAAGUCAAGUUCACUGCACAGAGAAGAUGAAACCGAUUCAGACUUCCACGACCAGCCCCAGACUGGGGCAGCUGGCAGCUGGCAGCUGUGAGCCUGGGGCGGUGGGGACACACGUGGACUGCUCCGGGCCGAUACUCCAUAAAAGCUCUUCUUCUCCGCUGGGGGGUCCGGAGGGAACCAUAUACUAUGAUCCUUAUCUGGAUACAUGGGAGAACUUCCUGUCGAAAGCGAUAGCGAAGUCCGGCCUGCACCAUUUGUCUUGCCAACCCAGUACAUCGUCCCUGAACAGGACCGACCCAGAAGCAAAUAUCCGCUGCACCUUGGACUGGACUGAGGCGGCUCUGCAUGGAGAUCAUAUCUGGUUUGAGACAAACGCGUCCGGAGAUUACUGCUAUGUGGGAGAACAACACUGCAUUGCCAGAGCCCUGCAGAGGUCUGUCAAUCGAAGGAAGUGUGCUGCCUGUAAGAUAGUCGCCCACACCAUCUGUAUAGAACAACUGGAGAAGAUUAAUUUCAGGUGUAAACCGUCCUUCAGAGAAUCCGGUUCCAGGAACAUCCGAGAGCCCAUCGUGGUGCGCCAUCACUGGGUGCAUCGGAGACGCCAAGAAGGCAAAUGUAAACAAUGUGGGAAGGGCUUCCAGCAGAAGUUUGCUUUCCACAGUAAAGACAUUGUGGCCAUCAGCUGCUCCUGGUGCAAACAGGCUUACCACAACAAGGUGUCUUGCUUCAUGCUGCAGCAGAUUGAGGAGGCUUGUCCAAUAGGAGCUCACGCUGCCCUUAUAGUUCCGCCCACAUGGAUCAUUCGAGUCCGACGCCAUCAGUCCUCUAUGAAGGCGAGCAAGAAGAAGAAGAGAACAUCGUUCAAGAGGAAAAGCAGCAAGAAAGGAGCAGAGGAGGGACGACAGUGGAAACCCUUUUUAAUCAGACCCAUCCCUUCACCAUUGAUGAAGCCACUGCUGGUGUUCGUCAACCCCAAGAGUGGAGGAAACCAGGGCACGAAGAUCAUGCAGUCCUUCAUGUGGUAUCUGAACCCCAGACAGGUAUUUGACCUGAGCAAUGGAGGACCACAGGAGGGAUUGGAGCUGUAUCGUAAAGUCCAUAACCUGAGGAUCCUGGCUUGUGGAGGAGACGGCACUGUGGGCUGGAUCCUGUCUUGUCUUGAUGAACUGGCUUUGAAUCCUCAACCUCCUGUUGCUGUGUUACCACUCGGGACAGGAAAUGACCUCGCCAGAACCCUCAACUGGGGAGGGGGCUAUACAGAUGAACCUCUGUCUAAGAUACUCUCCCAUGUUGAGGAUGGAACUGUUGUCCAACUGGACAGAUGGAAUCUACAGGUUGAACCAAACCACGAUGCAGGGGCUGAACCGGAUGAACAGCAGACUGAUAAGCUUCCUCUAGAUAUUUUCAACAAUUACUUCAGUCUUGGAUUUGAUGCCCAUGUGACUCUGGAGUUCCACGAGUCAAGGGAGGCCAACCCAGAGAAGUUUAACAGUCGUUUUAAGAAUAAGAUGUUCUAUGCUGGGACGGCAUUCUCAGAUUUCCUGAUGGGCAGCUCCAAAGACCUGUCGAAGCACAUCAAAGUAGUGUGCGACGGGACAGAUUUAACAUCGAAGGUUCAGGACUUGAAGCUGCAGUGUCUGGUCUUCCUCAACAUCCCCAGAUACUGUGCAGGCACCACACCUUGGGGAAACCCCGGUGAACAUCACGACUUUGAACCUCAGCGCCAUGACGAUGGAUACAUCGAGGUCAUCGGUUUCACGAUGACUUCACUGGCUACUCUCCAGGUUGGAGGUCAUGGCGAGAGGUUGAACCAGUGCAGAGAAGUCACGCUCACCACUACAAAGCCUCUCCCAGUACAGGUGGAUGGUGAACCGUGCAGACUCGCUCCCUCUGUCAUCCACAUCAGCCUCAGAAACCAGGCCAACAUGGUUCAGAAGACCAAACAACGGACCUCACUCCCACACCUCAAUAACCAGCAGCCCGUCCCAGAGAGGCUGAGAAUCAGAGUCAGCAGGAUCAGCAUGACAGACUAUGAGGCUCUGCACUACGACAAGGACAAACUACGGCAAGCAUCCAUUCCUCUGGGACUAAUCGUGGUUUCUGGUGACAGCGACUUAGAAACCUGCAGAGAACACAUCCAGCGUUUGCAGGAGGACUUCUGUUCUGUUCACCCCUCCCUCAGAUGCUUGGGACUGCAGGAGGAGGCCGCCAAACCAAAGAGUCUUUCCUCGCAAAGAUUAUCUCCAAAGUGGUGUUUCCUUGACUCUACUACAGCCGAUCGUUUCUACAGGAUAGACCGAGCACAGGAACAUCUGAACUACGUAUCAGAAAUCUCCCAGGAAGAGAUCUUCAUCCUGGACCCUGAACUGGUUGUUAUGACGAUGGUCGGCACCUCCCCCUCAGCCAUGCCUGACCUGGUUACCCCCGCCUCCGGCCUGGUGAACAGCAGGGAAAGCCCCUCUAAUCAGACCUCAAACCAAGUGUUUGUCUACCCUGUUGCUUCUUACUCCCCUUCACCUUCAGCCUCUGUCCCCAGUUCUUCCCAGAGGCAGCGAGUGAACAGUGACAGCUCUGCUGGGGACGUUUUAAUACACAGCACAACACCUGUGACCAGCAAGCUCAGCAGGGCGGGUUGCAUCCAUCGGUCCAACACCACGGCUGCUGAUUUUAAACCCAGACUGAGACAGGAAAAUAACCAAAAGACGAGUGAAACUGAGAGGGAGCGAGAAAAAGAGAUGCUGAUCGAGUGUGUGAAGAACAAAGACGAGAAAAAGCUGCAGGAGCUGCACCUGAAGGGGGCGGACCUCACAGUGCUGGAUUCAUCAGGCUGCAGUCUACUGCACCAUGCCGUCGCUACAGGAAGCAAAGAGAUGGUCCGCUACAUCCUCGACAACGCUCCGAGUGAGCUGCUUGAUGUCACAGAGAAACUACACGGGGAGACGGUUCUCCAUCGAGCUGCCACUCUGUGUCACAGGACCAUCUGUCAUUAUCUGGUGGAAGCCGGAGCCUCGCUGAUGAAAACGGACCUACAGGGUGAGACUCCUAAGAACAGGGCUGAGAAGGCUCAGGACUCUGAACUGGCGGCCUAUCUGGAGAACAGACAGCAUUACCAGAUGAUCCAGCGAGAGGACCAGGAAACGGCCGUCUGAAAGUGUUUAUGAGCAGGGUGGUUCUCAGGAGACCGACGGCAGCACGCGGAUGUCUAAGUGACGGGAGGACUGGUACACAGAUUCCAGACGGAGGGUGAAGCUGUGCCAAAAUUUGAUCGCGACAAGCAUUUGAUUGAGUUCCGGGAUGAUCGGAAUCAUUUUCUACUGGCUUUUUGAUAACAAUUCAGGAGUCGAUUUGGACUUGUUCCCUCUAAACAUAUCAAACAGAUUCAAAAAGGACUCCAUUCUCAAACUAGACGCGAUGAUCUACCACAGAAUUUGACUCGUCUGCAGACUGUAAAUGGUUGAAACAACUCAGGAAAUGUAGUUUAUUCCUCACAACCAUGGAGAACAGUUACAGUGGCAUCCUUGUUUAGAGGCUGCAAAGUGCAUUAGAUACCUUACCAAACCGUGAAGUGAGAAACUUAUGAAAUAUCUUGUGUGUGCUUGGCCUAAACGGGCGGGGGAUGGUGACAUCCAAAGGAUUCAUGUACCGACCCCCCCCCCCCGCAGCCCUGAUUAGUUUGUUAGUUGUGAUUAUUUUCCUCAUAAAUGCCAACUUCACUUAUGUUGUGAACCUGCUUCGGUCGGUCUGACCUUACCCAUCCGACUUUAUCAAUAUAUUGUACAUACUGUACUGUAUGUUGUUGACUUCUAUUAACAUAUUUUAAAAAAAGAAAUCUUGUUGGAAAUAAUCAAAGUGAUGUUUUUUCUGGUGCCUGUGAGUGUGCGUGCGCUUUAGAGAAAAUAUUCUGUUCAUAUUCUAUUACGAAUCAUGUAUGAUUACUAUAGUUUGUUGUGCCAAACUUUAAAGCUUGUUUACAUUUAAAGAUAUGCUUCACACAAAUCAUUGACGUUUUUUUUUCUAAACGCUAAUGUGUGAGUGUUGAAUUUAACGCCGACACUGUCGGGAACAUUUCCAUUUUUUUGGGGGGUUAAAUCACAUAUUAAAUCUCUAAAACGUGAAAGCUGAGAGGUUUUUUUUAAAGGCACGAUGUCCAAAUCCAGAUGUAAGAGAAAAGUGGAGAAGACAAUGACUGAAAGCCUGUAAACCUGGAAAAGUGAUGGUGAAAGUUACUUCCUCCGCACAUGUUCAGGUAACUCAGUCUGUACAGAACUGCAGAGAUGGAGGCCGGACACCAACUCAACAUUUCACUCCUUCCUUCAUAUGUACAGCAAGAGACAAAAGAUACAUACACGGAAUAAUGCAAACACAAACCCCCGAUGAUCUCACAAACCUGGAUCCUGUUAGAACCGUCUACAAAUAGACCAAGAAGCAGAUUUGGAGUGAUCAAAAACACUGGAUAUUCACGCACAUGGCGCCACAGUCAUUACAUGACAAACGUUGUGAAGAUUUUUCCACAUACAAAGCCGAGGUGUCUCCACACUUGACUUCGCCCGCUGCCGCUUCGCCUCGACCUGUAAUCCAGGAACACUGCAUUGCAUUCCACAGGUUUUGGUCUUUCGUUUGUGCAUUGACUGGCAGCCAGUUUUUAAUGACACAACUUCAUGACUUUACCAAAGAGCUGUGAGAUCUAGUUUGUUCCCAGCGUUACGGUCUGCUCAGCACAAGCAGAAUACGCAGAGAUCUGAGCGAGCAGCGACCCAGCUAACGCACGACCCAUUUUCAAUCGUAUUUGAGGAAAAAAAGGUUUCUGCGAAUCAAAUCUAAACUUACUUUGUACACUCGGUUAUUAGAACGUACUCUGACUGCUGAAAUAAUUAGUAAACCAAAAAAGACAUUUCUAGCUUCACUGUUUUUUGCUUCGUUCCGUGAAUUCUAGCAUUUGAACUGUGUUGGCGUCUUCAGAUUUACCAUCGGCGGUAAACUCUCGUACGUACGGCAUCGCAUCGCUUUUGAUUUUAUUUACAUCUGUGGCCAAUCUAGUCUUUAUGUUUAUGAAGACAUGGGUGUGAAAUAGUUAAUAAGUUACAGUUUAAUUCUGUUUUUCUUCUCUUGUUUUAAAAAUGUGUUGAUAUUUGUAUGAUUUGUUUUUUGGGAUAAAUAUGAAGAUAAUAAAAGAAGGCAGUUUUUGUGAGAAAGAC
Molecule: messenger RNA, 6261 nt
Organism: Cottoperca gobio
Lineage: Eukaryota; Metazoa; Chordata; Actinopteri; Perciformes; Bovichtidae
Product: diacylglycerol kinase zeta-like
Exons: 37
Coding region: 277-4215 (1312 amino acids)
Biological process (GO): phospholipase C-activating G protein-coupled receptor signaling pathway
Cellular component (GO): glutamatergic synapse; plasma membrane
Molecular function (GO): ATP-dependent diacylglycerol kinase activity; protein binding
Source: RefSeq, a predicted model, not a curated record